Seminavis robusta is the source of this 730-nucleotide messenger RNA. The record is from the annotation of a GenBank genome assembly. NCBI's taxonomy places the organism in Eukaryota, Bacillariophyta, Bacillariophyceae, Naviculales, Naviculaceae.
UGCGGAGGGUCUGCGUGCUUUUUCCCAGCUCGAUCGGCUUAUCGACCACCACCGCUCCCUCAACCAUCCCACCAUGACGAGCAUUGACGACCACUCAGAAUCUCAAGGUCGUUGCGUGGUCGUCCCCUCCCUUUUGCGGUUACUUGUGCUGCAUGCAGUAAAUAAUUAAGAAAGACAAUGGAACAAGCAGAAUACCAAUCUUACCGAGGCUUGCAUACCUUGUCGUCCGCGACAGUGUUUGGAUUUUUGCAAGGAGCCAUGAUGGGAGCCGUCUGGGGCUGCUUCACACCCUACUAUCCCAUGGGAUCACUGGAAGCCAUACGGCAAGCCAACACGGGGCAGUUUCGUCCGGCACCCGUCUUUGGAUCGAUGGGGUCCGUCACUUCCAAUGCACUGUGGUUGGGAUCCAUAUUGGCGGUCCAACGAUUGGGGGCCAGCACGGCCGAAUUGACACGGAAAAAGACGGAUGUUUGGAAUGAUCUAUUCGGGGUGGCGUGUGUCUUUCCCUACGGAAAGCUUUUCCUCGAUACCGAACGAAAAGUGAUUCUACACAAUCGAGCCAUCGCUGGAUUGAUUGUACUCUCCACAGCGUAUACCAGCUUUAUUGCAUAAAUGCUUCUACUAGUCUAGUUAGAUAGAAUUCAUCAAAACCAAAUCUAUCUCUAAUGCAUGGUGGCCACCGUAUAUCCAUGUCACCAUGGAGGCACAUUUCCCAUGCCAGUUCUUUCAC